Messenger RNA from Dinoponera quadriceps, 4277 nucleotides. RefSeq lists its product as uncharacterized. The record is from RefSeq and is a predicted model, not a curated record. Bases 96 to 4127 code for a protein of 1343 amino acids. Gene Ontology annotation, cellular component: endoplasmic reticulum membrane. Lineage: Eukaryota; Metazoa; Arthropoda; Insecta; Hymenoptera; Formicidae. The transcript has 21 exons.
UUUCCGGGCUUCUCCUCGGGGAGCUCGUCAACGCGCUGUAUCUGCACGCUCCAUGAUAGCGACGGUGCACGCGAGUCCACGACGCCGAGCCGAUUAUGAUUUGUGAUCGGGACAAGAAAAGCACGAACGACGCGACGACAAUGGACUCGAUGAAGACGGACAUAGAAAAAGAUAUCGCGGAAGUCGAACUCCGUAUGAGACUUCGGAAAUUCGACGAAGAGAACAUUAUCCUGCGGGAAGAGCUCACACGGGCCGAGGAAUUAAUUGCAAAUCUCGAGCGGCAAUGCAAAAAUCUCGAGAAUCAGCUGGAUCGUUACACGAAGAAAUAUCAGCAACUUGAAAGGGAGAAUGACGAGCAGAAAGAUAAAUUAGAUGAGAUGACGAGGAAUGAGAAGAGCUACAUUUCCGCGUAUCAGAAAUCUACAAAGAAAUACGAGAGCUUGUCAAAGCAGUUGGAAGCCGCGGAGAUCGAGAUACAAGCAAUACAACCUCUAAAGGAAGAAAUGGAAAAGAUCAGUAAGGAGAAAAGGGACUGUAUAAAGCAAGUCGCUAGAUUGCAGGAGGAGUUCUGCGAAAAGGAAGAGGAAUGCGAGAAGUUAAAAGUCACGAUAGCUGAAUUGCAAGACACGAACAGCAGUAUGAAGGAAUCAUACGAAUACACCAUUUGUCAUCUGCGCGAGAAGAAUCGUCAACUGGCGGAUGAAAACAUGGAAUUGCAAUCAUGGUCGGCAUUUCAGGGAGAAAGAUCGUCGAUUCCGAUCGCGGAUGGAUGUUAUCCGCAUAGCACACCUUAUAAAUUGGAGCAGAUGUCGCUGGAAAAUUCAUUGUACGCGGAGCUGCAAGCUUCCGGCUUUACAGCCGAAUGCAGUAGCAGGAGCUCGUGCAGGCUAGAAUUGGAGGAAGAACUGGACUAUUAUGAUACCGUGAUCUCCGCGACGUUAGAACAGCUAGACAGAGUGAUAGAAAACUUCACCGCGACAUCGACAGACGGACCCCGGCUCGACUUGCCGCACACGGAAGAUACCGGGAUACGCAAUAUCGAGGCCUUGAAACGCAAAGUGGCUUUCCUGUUGCGCGCGGUGACCGAGAAGAUAACGAGUGGCAGAAGCAGCAAAAAUUCAGGCACGCAGCUUCGAGCCGACUACACAGACUACGCGGCCGGGAGCACGGGACAAUUUGGCAUUACGAGUUUCCGGGCUGGCAUGCUAACACGCGCCUACCAGUGUCUAAAACCGGAUACGAAUCUGCGGUCGACAGCUUCGCAGGACGUGAGCGAUAACGUAGACGACCCAUUUCUGAAAGUUAUACGAGAGAAUGCGAAUGUCGUCUUAGAUCGCAAUAUCAUCGAAGUCAUCGAUCCCCUCGUCGAGGAAUUGGACAGGAUUAUUGAGCAGACCAUCAACUCGCCCGUUGUGUACAAAGAUCUCGCAGCAUCCGGGAAUCCAAGGUACAGGUCGGUAUACACGUUGCCGUCGAAUUCACAAGAGGUUUCUUCGCCGGGCGUGGAGGAAAACGCAAAGCAAGCGUCCAGUUACCAAAGUUCUCGGUGGAAUUCCCUCGAUGACGCUGCGAGCGGCGACGGUCUGACACGGGUGAACAUCUGCGGGAAAUCCGCGGAAUUUAACGAGGCGAGGUCAACUCGUAACGUUCCCGACAUCCGAGAGAGUCCGCCGCACACCGAGGAGACGUCACGUCCGCCGGGCGAAAUGCCGAAGGUAUCGAGUGCCCUGCGAAUGGAUUCAAAAACAUUGGAGGUUACACCGGAGGAAGAAACGAGCACGAAGAACUUACAAGCGCCGGAAGUGACCGUUACGAGCCCUCUCACAAGUCCUCGCAGGAAGUUCUCAGUCUAUUAUCGGUCGUUCGACGUGGUGGAGGUGCGGGAGCCGAACGAGGACGAUCAAGACGCGCCGUGUCUGGAGGUGAGACGGUCGCCGAGCAGUUCUCCCGUACGGGACGGCGAGAAGAAGACCGGCGAUCUCAGGAACGAUCGCACGCAAAACGACGCGCCUAGGUAUCUGUUUAGUCACUCUUACCGCAGCGCGAGGAACGACAGCGAUUCCUCGAACAGCUGCUCGCCCCAGAAGCAAUUCUCGGACGACCCGCCGGACGACGAAGCGAACCCGAUUGUACAACCGGUACCGAGAAAGAUUUACUUAGCGCCCACGCGGCUGAAACUUACGCGAGAAGUCGGGCCAAGCGAAACCGUCGACGCUAAAAACACGAGAGACCGUGCUCCUACCAUCACGAAUUCUUCCGGCUGGGAUGCGUCAAGCUCAUUCUCCACCCUCGUCGACGGCGAUAGAUGCGAGAAGGACGACGAUAUCGCUUCCGUACACUCGUCUUCGACGUUUGUCAUAGACAAAUGCAAAACGUCUGCCCGGGACCUCUCGACGUCGGUUCGCUCGAUUCCGCAUAAUCGAAUCGAUUCAGCGGAGAUCGCAGAUCCAGAGAAUCCCCACUCUGGGACGGCGAGUGUGCGGAGAGACGUCGGCGAUCAACCGACGCGCGUCGAGCCGUCAGUCGACAGCCAAAUGUCGAGUCGCGAGGAUACCUCGGCCGGCGAAGACAGCGAAUGCGAAUCGGCGAAGCCUAGUGACCGUUGCGUCGACGGGAGAGUUACGAUGGGAGCGAGCGAGGCUGACCAGACUGCCAACGCCGCGCUGCCGUUGGUCGGCUCACCGAUGAAGAAGAUGCUAGGCGAGAACGUGGUACAGAGCGAUGGGAAGGCGCGACGGGAAGCGCGCGACAGGAACCUGUUCGAUGCGAAGCAGGAGAGACGACAGCGACGUUUGCUGGUGAGGAGAUCACUUUCAGAGGGUGAAAACGAUAACAACAACGGCCGAACAUUAUGCCGUUGCAGGCGACACGACGGACCCCGAACUGCGCCUCUGAUUCAAACAGAUGAUCAACUCAAAUCCUUCCCGAGUCUCACGAGCGUUCAUCUGCAGGAAUCUGGAAUAGCCAACUUACCGGAUUCGGAGUUCAGUAGCAGGGAAAAUCUGAGCGAAUUCGAGCUGCAGAAGAGAUAUACGGCGUUCUCCCUGUGCCUGUGUACGGACCGACUGACCCUGUCGCGAAGGAUGGAGGUAUCGCUCCGGCAACGUGACCAAUCGGAGAGGAAUCUUGCCUGCGAGGUGCAGAAGAUGCAGCAGGACAUUCAGGAACUUGCGCCACUAUGCACGGACAGGGAAUCCGUGGAGAGGGUGGAGAGGGUCAGGCACCAGCUGGACAUGGUCGCGCGGUGCGCGCACCGAGUGUCCUGCGCGGCCGAGACUCUAGGCGCCAUGCACCAGGAGCAUAGGGUCUCUAGGGCGGUUUUCGUGGCCGAUAGAUACCUGCAGCUGCUGCAGUCCAGGUGCGAGAAGCUGGUCGCCAAUGUCGCCGAGACCAAACAAAUCCUCAUAGAGAACAACAUAGUGAUAGAGGAAAUUUCCGGCGAGCUCGGCGACGAUCUGCCCCGGAUCCGAUACAGGAGCGGUACACCCGCCAAUAAUCGUAUGAUGAUGGCUAGAAGGAGAGCUAGCAUUGCGACAAUGUCUCGACCGAUGGGCAGUACACAGGAUGUGAUAAAGGACACUGUGAGACAACGAAAUUCCGUUUCCGGACGCGUGACUCUGAGGAGGCCGUCUCUCAGCUACGAAACCUCGAAGUGGGAAAACGAGAGGCUGGGCCGCACCGACAGUUCAAGCAGCAUCGGCGAGUUACGGGGUAUUUUCGAGCACGCCGAGUCCCGACGUAGCUCGAGGGAGGAGAACAACAACAUGUUACGGUUAAGCCAAUCCAACAGCCAAAGUAUAAUAAACUGUGCCAUCAUUGACGACGAGAUUGCGACGAGUCCGAAGCAGGAAACUUGUUCCGAGCUCCUCUCCGUCAACGAGGAAGAUCUCGGUCGAGAUUGUAGACCGUGCGCAACAUCGCAACAAUCGCUUCGGCUAAGAGGUAUAGUUACGUCAUGGCGUGUAAUAUUGUGCAGCGUUUUAAUCUUCUUCCUUGGCUUCUACGUGAACCGCGUUGUAUCCGCGGUGAACGCGUGCGGCGUCAGUGACCCGUCAGAUGAAUGGUUGAUCGAGCAAAUUCUCAAGAGAUAUUUUCGGACGAGAAACGUGAUGCCGCAUCCGGCGUGAAUCGUACGAUGUCAUGUGACGGUUUAUAUAGUUUAGCUAAUUGUUAUACUGAUAAGAUGCCGAUAAAAUAAAUAGUAAGACUCAAUGUGUACUGUCACUUAUGUCAAUUAUUUCAAAGUGUGAAAAGGCUGAAUAAAUUUUUAAAUAAUU